AUGUCGCUGCUGAAGGAGAUUCAAGCAAAUGCGGCGGUGGCCUGGAGCCCCAUAAAGCGACGUGCGGAGCUCUUGGCGCUCGGCUCCAAGGGUGACGGUGGCGUCGGCUUUGAGAACAAUGGCGGCGAGUUCAAGCUCGUAUCCAUGGACCUGAGCGAUCCUAGUAGGGCCAUGAUCACACUAGGCUCCAUCAAGACGCCAUCACGCUUCACGUCGUUAGCGUGGCGCGAUGUGCCGCGUCAUCACGACACGUGUCCGUACGGCAUCAUCGCUGGUGGGAUGGCCGACGGUUCCGUGUCACUUUGGAACCCAGCGCUCUUGCUGGACCAGGAGCCAGGUACCGAGACCCCUGUGUCUUGUGAGAUUGGUCGCAUCACGCGCCAUAAGGGCGCUGUCAAUGCACUGCAGUUCAAUCCGCACGAAGAUAGCGCGCACCUGUUGGCUUCAGGCGGCAGCGAUGGUGAAGUGUACAUUAUGUCGCUGGAGAAGCUCACGAGCCCUGGUGUCUUUACACCUGGAGGUCCUACGACAGCGCAGCCACAGGUGAAUGAGAUCAUCAGUGUAGCAUGGAACACUCAAGUGAAUUACAUUUUGGCCACUGGAUCGCAAAACGGCACCGUCGUUGUUUGGGACCUCAAGCAGAAAAAACCGUGGUGUGAACUGCGUGACCCGGGGCGUGGAGCAACCACGGCUCUUGUGUGGAACCCCAACGAAGGUCUGCAACUUGCAACUGCCUCAGGCGAUGACCAGCAACCUGCGGUGAAGCUUUGGGACCUGCGCAACUCGACCAGUACGCCACUAGCCGAGUUCCAUGAUCACACUGCCGGCGUAUUAUCCAUGUCAUGGUGUCCUAAUGACCCUGGCCUUCUAUUGUCAUGUGGUAAGGACAACAGGACGCUGCUUUGGGACCUUUUUUCGCGCAAGACGGUUGCAGAAAUUCCUUCAGAUGCCCUUAACGCUCCAGCAAUGGGAUCAAACCAGUACUUUGGUGGUGGUCUUGCUGGCCAGCGUCGUUGGAAUGUUCAGUGGUCACCUCAGAUUCCUGCGGUUGCUUCAACGUGCUCACUGGACGGUAAGGUACAGAUUUGGGGCCUUUCCGGUGGUGGCAACCCGAAUUGUCGUCCACCGAAGUGGAGUUGUCGACCGGCUGGCGCGUCUUUUGGAUUCGGAGGAAAGCUGGUGACGAUCGUCAACCCACAGGAACCUGCAGGCUCUAAUGGCGACCAACGUCGACUUAUUCACAUGCAGCGCGUUAUUAGUGACACAGUACUGGUGGCUGAGGCAGAAGCGUUGGACCGCUCUUUGGAAACCAAAAAUCUCAAGGGUCAUUGUGAGCAAAAGAUUGCGACUGCCACAACUGCUGGCGAGCGUAGUGUGUGGUGUUUUAUGAAAAUUCUCUUUGAGAAGGAUGCCCGCCAGCACCUGCUGCUUCACCUUGGGUUGAACGCGGAAGAGAUUGAUAAACUAAACGCCAAGUUUAACCCGGAAGCUGCGGCAGCACAAGCUGCUGCGACCGCUUCACUUGGUGUCGAUCCGACGUCGCACGCCCCUGUAGCACAAGUGGACCCUGUAACAGGAGCAUUGCUGAGCGACAGGAUUGACUCUACCGGCUUGGGAGCUGCAGACGUGUUUUCAUCAGGCUUCCAGCCUAAUGGAGGUGGCGAAGCUACUGCUGCUACGCCGGCAUCUCCAUUGUCGGAUGUCUCUGCUUUGGCUGCUUCAUUACCCUUUACUUUGGAUGAAGACAAGAGUAAGCGUCUGGAUGCUGCUCCCGCUCCUGUAUACACAGAAGAAUCUGAGAGCACGUUGAUGCAGGCGCUGUUGGUAGGCAACUUUGAAGUGGCCGUUAACUGUUGUUUGGCGUACAACCAGCUUGCGGAUGCGCUGCUGCUAGCUUCUUGCGGUGGCCCUGAGCUCUGGGAGAAGACCCAGCGUGCAUUCUUUUCUCAUCAGACACGCCCUGUAAUGCGAGUGGUGGCGGCUAUCAUUAAGAACGAGCUGAGUGAACUCGUGGAAGUAUCAGACCUCGCGGAGUGGCGCCAAACGCUGGCUAUCUUGAGCACGUAUGCCAAAAGCGAAGAGUUCCCAUCGCUUUGCGACAAGUUGGCCACACGACUGGAGGCAGCUGGCGAUCUGCACUCUGCAACACUGUGUUUCAUGUGUGCUGUGAAUGUCGAAAAGACCGUAAAUGCGUGGUGCAAGGAGAGCGAAGCUGAGACGCUUACACUCGGACAUACAUCUGCACUCCACCGUCUUGUUGAGAAGGUGUCUGUGUUUGCCAUGGCUGUUGACCAACCUAACCAAUCUAUGGGUCCAGAAGUCGCGCAGCGUUUCGCUGAUUACGCUUCUCUGAUGGCAGCGGAGGGCCGACUCGAUAUUGCCGCAAAGUACUCACGCUUCCCGGAUCUCAGUUGUGCGAUCUUGAAGGAUCGCAUUUUUAACGCUUACCCGAUGCAGGGGUACCAGCCUCCACCGUUUCCGUUCGACAUGGUUCAAAUUAGAUCGCAGGCUGAAAUUCAACAGCAGCAACAACAACAGCAGCAGCAACAACAACAGCAGCAGCAACAACAACAACAACAACAACAACAGCAACAGCAACGGCAACAGCGCCAAGCUCCUGCCCAGCAACAGCCAAGAGGCUAUGGCAACAAGCCGGCAUACGGGGCAGGAAGGAACCAGUUUGGUGCUUCUGCUGCGUCAACGUCCAGCGCGGCUCCGAUACCGGCAUUAGGGAGUUUCGGUGGCGCGCAUGGUACGGGCUACCCGCCUCAACAACAUGCGCCGGCGCAAACACCAGCCUUCCCUGGCCGUCCUGGUGGUUAUCAGCAGGCACCCCAGCAGCCACAGUAUUCUGGUGCCCCUGGUCUACCCCCGCAACCGCAGCGGUCUGGUGGAUAUCCAAGCCAGCAGCAACCUGCCUACCCAGGCCAGUCUGCACCACCUCCGAACAUUGCGCACUUGGCACCGACGCCGUUCCCGGGUCAAUCUGCAGCCUCUGCGUUUCCAGGCCAGUCAGCAGCCCCUGCGUUCCCGGGUCAGGCUGCAGCCCCUGCGUUCCCGGGUCAGGCUGCAGCUCCCGCAUUCCCAGGCCAGUCUGCAGCCCCUGCGUUCCCGGGUCAGGCUGCAGCUCCCGCAUUCUCAGGCCAGUCUGCAGCCUCUGCAUUUCCAGGCCAGGCGCAACAGCACUCGGUUUCUCCACAACAACCUGCCUACAGACGUUCACAGCAGCCGGGCUUUUCAGGCCAGCAUCCUCCCCAGCAAGGACUCCUGUCGGGUCCCCCAUCGUCGUCAGGUAACCGUUCGCACCAGCAGAUGUACUCAGGGCCCCCAUCAACGGGCGGCACUUCCCGUAUGCCUGGCAUGCCGUCCCCUGCGUAUGGAGGUGCUCCUCGUCCUGGAACGGGCUUCGGUGCCCCUGUUGCCGCCUCUGCUUCGCCAUCCAUCCCUCAAGGUACGGGGGUAAAUCCGCUUGCUGCGGCAACGGGGUCAUCGCGCAUUGCCAAACCCUCUGUUGAUAUGAGCUCGCAUCAACGCGACGGGUUCGUUAGCAGUGUGGGCAACAAGGAAUUGACACUAAAAUAUGGAAAUGCUACGACAGCUUCGCUUUCGCCUGUCGCGAACGCUGCACCGAAAGCCGGCGGGUUUCCACCAAACGUUGUGCCGGGCAGCACCGAGAACGUCAGCCCGCAGGAUCUUCCUAUCGUGAACGCGUUUAACGACCUCGUGAUCCAGCUUCAGAGUCUACCUCUCACCAUGAUGGAGCAGAAACAGUUACAGGAGAUCCAGAAGGGUAAAGAAAUCAUGUUUACAAAGCUCAACAUCGGCGAGCUGUUGCCGGAAGUUGUGUCGCGACUGCACGAGCUGGUGGCGUGCUUCGGACAACGUGAUUUUGGUAGCGCACAGACCAUUUACGUGGCUCUUACAGCCUCAGACUGGGCGCGGCACAAGGAUUGGCUGCGUGGACUCAAGUCUCUCAUCCAUAUCUCUAUGAAGCGUUUUAGAUAA
Messenger RNA from Peronospora farinosa, 4005 nucleotides. The record is from the annotation of a GenBank genome assembly. NCBI's taxonomy places the organism in Eukaryota, Oomycota, Peronosporomycetes, Peronosporales, Peronosporaceae.